Molecule: messenger RNA, 1647 nt
Organism: Penicillium riverlandense
Lineage: Eukaryota; Fungi; Ascomycota; Eurotiomycetes; Eurotiales; Aspergillaceae
Product: nucleobase cation symporter-1 family protein
Exons: 1
Coding region: 1-1647 (548 amino acids)
Biological process (GO): transmembrane transport; nucleobase transport
Cellular component (GO): plasma membrane
Molecular function (GO): nucleobase transmembrane transporter activity
Source: RefSeq, a predicted model, not a curated record
AUGAGAUUACAGUUUCGCUGGCCCGGGUUGCGGGUACCGCAGACUCAGUCCAGCUUUAUACGUGGUGAUGGGAGAUGGACGAGCAAAGAUCUCGAUCCCGUGCCUUCUGAUAUGCGAAAAUGGACAGUUCUCAGCUUUAUUGGUUACUGGGUUUCAGACAGCUUCUCCGUUGCGAACUGGCAAAUGGCAAGCGGCAUCAUAGCUAUCGGGCUCUCCUGGAAAGAGUCUCUGGGGAUGGUUGCCCUGGGCUUUUUCAUCCUCUCAAUUGUGAUAUCCAUGAAUGGAGCUAUUGGCUCCAUCUACCAUGUCUCUUUCCCCGUCAUCGCACGUGCCAGCUGGGGCUUCUGGGGGUCUUAUAUUCCUGUCAUUUCAAGGUUGAUUCUUGCCGUAUUUUGGUUUGCAACUCAAGUGGUGAAUGGAGGGAAUUCCGUUGCUGUCAUGAUAGGAGCUAUCUGGCCGAGCUUUUUGGAAAUCCCGAAUACGCUCCCAGAGCAUGAGGGCAUCACGACCCAAGGCAUGGUGGGAUUUCUAAUCUUUUGGCUGCUUCAAAUACCCUUUCUACUCAUCCACCCCAACAAGCUGCGCUGGCUGUUCCUUGUGAAAUCGAUUAUUGUUCCCACUGCAUGGGUUGCCAUGCUAAUUUGGGCCUUUGUCAGCACUUCAAACGGAGGCCGCAUCUUUUCCCAGAAGAGUCGGCUGACAGGAUCGUCAUAUGGCUGGGCCAUGAUGUCCUCUCUCACCUCAGUCAUUGGGAAUUACGCAACUCUUAGCGUCAACCAAGCCGAUUUUUCAAGAUAUUCUCGCGUCAGCCCUCGGUGGCAUAUAUUAUACGUCGUCCUCCUCCCAGCAUUCUUCACCUUCAUAGCUUUCAUUGGCGUCGCCGUUUCCUCUGCCGGGCAGGCAAAGUACCAUACUGAGUCCAUCCCGUGGGAUCCCAACGUCCUUAUCUCACUCUGGAGCAAUCGGUCAUGCCGAUUCUUUGGGGCCUUUUCUUUUGCUCUUGCCGCACUUGGGUCUAAUAUCUCUGCGAACUCGCUGGCAGCAGCGAACGACUUCACCGCGCUUGCACCCCUAUUCCUCAAUAUUCGACGCGGUCAGGUACUUUGUGCUCUACUCGCCUGGGCAUUAGUUCCCUGGAAGAUUCUUGCCUCAGCUGGCAAUUUCCUCAACUUCAUGUCCGCUUACGCUAUUUUCCUCGGACCCAUCGCUGCCAUUAUGCUAUGUGAUUACUGGAUCGUUAAGCACCGGAGAUACGACUGCGUCGCUUUGUAUCAGCCAAUGGGUAUUUAUCGAUACUUUCACGGGUUCAACUGCCGUGCUCUGGUAGCUUUUGUAAUAGGCAUAGCACCCAGUCUCCCAGGCCUGACGCAUUCGGUCAAUUCAAAUAUUGUCAUUGGCGUCGGUGUUUAUCCGUAUAAUUUUGGUUGGCUUCUAGGAUUUGCUGGAAGUACAUUAAUUUUCCUUGGACUGAAUUUCUGGUUUCCUUACGCGAAGGCCGAGAUCGCUAUGGCUGUUCUUCCAGAUGACAUUCUUGAAGGAAAUGUGCUAGAUGAAGGAAUUAUAGUGCUUGAGAGUGAAGUGAGUCAAAGACCGGGAAGUCCGUCGGGUGAGGAUCUCAAAAAGGACACGGAAAUCAAGGAAGUAUAG